AAUCAAUUAACCAAUACCAACAAUUGAUACACUAUACACAAUGGUCAAGCGCAAGCAAGUCAAAGACGGCGACGUCGACAUGGGGGGUACCGACCCGCGUGUUCGAGCGGAGGACUCGGACGACGAGGACAUUGACAUGGUGAACGUCGACUUUGAAUGGUUUGAUCCUCAGCCAGCGGUCGACUUUCACGGUCUGAAGAACCUCCUCCGUCAGCUGUUCGACACCGACGCCAUCGACUUUGACAUGUCUGCGUUGGCGGACCUGAUCCUGUCGCAGCCGACGCUCGGUUCGACCGUCAAGGUAGACGGCAAUGAGUCGGAUCCGUAUGCGUUUUUGUCUGUUCUGAACCUGCAGGAGCAUCAGACCUCACGCGCUACCUCCACCGCAAAGCCCAAUCCACCCCCUCGCUCGCCCCCUCGCCACCCUCCUCUCCCAGUCCCCCCGCCCCCCAUCGGCCUCGUCCUCACCGAGCGCCUCAUCAACAUGCCCUCGGAAGUCGUGCCCCCCAUGUACACCAUGCUGCAGGAGGAGAUCGCCUGGGCCAUCGAAGACAAGGAGCCCUACAACUUCUCGCACUACGUCAUCCUCUCCAAGACCUACGAGGAGGUCGAGUCCAAGCUCGACCAGGAGGCGGCCCGCCCGCAGAAGAAGAAGAAGAAGUCCGCUGGGAGCGGUGUUGAGCGCUUCUAUUUUCAUCCGGAGGAUGAGGUGCUGGAGCGACAUGCGCUUUGCUCUGGGUCGGUGUCGUAUGAUCAUGUCGCUGAUGAGGGGCUGUCGGAUUCGAAGCGCGCGUUCCAGGAGUUGGGGAUCCGGACGGGUGGGAGCUUGAUGUUGCUUGAGGGGGGGAAGUUGGAGGGGGCGGUUAAGGAUAUGGCGGAGUAUAUGAGGGGGGGUGCAUAG
Messenger RNA from Aspergillus campestris IBT 28561, 901 nucleotides. Its product is annotated as protein-transporting protein BCP1. The coding region runs from base 41 to 901 and encodes 286 amino acids. Gene Ontology annotation, cellular component: nucleus. The transcript is spliced from 3 exons. NCBI's taxonomy places the organism in Eukaryota, Fungi, Ascomycota, Eurotiomycetes, Eurotiales, Aspergillaceae. The record is from RefSeq and is a predicted model, not a curated record.